UAAUGGUCAGUUGGAUUAGUAUUCGUCAUAGUUGUGGUGUUGAAGUUUAAGUGAUCGUAUGUACGAACAUUGCGGUUUUAGUUACACCAUAAUCUAAUUGUUUGCUGCCUAUUGUUUUAGCAGUAUUUAAAGUUGAAGUUUAAGGUUAGGCAACUUUUCGAGCAGCUUUCCAUUGUCGCGCCUGAGCAGAAUGGAACCGAAAUCAACAAGUGUGACGGCAAGUACGAGACUCAGGUCGCGGCCUCAAUUCCUGCUAGCGUUGCUCUUGUCGCUCUGUUUUUCCUGCUGUUUGAUUACUAGCUGCAACGCGUUGACAACAUUCGGGAGACAAUCGGGUAGACCCAGUUCACCGUCAAUAAUAAACGGCAACAACAACGGAAAAUUCAACGCGAAGAGACCACGAGUUAUGGCCGAAGCUUUUGCAAACGCCGGUCAACGUGCCGGACUCGAAAUUUGGAGGAUCGAGAACUUUGAACCUAAAGCAUAUCCAGCCAAGGAUUACGGCAAAUUCUACACGGGAGAUUCGUACAUAGUUUUAUCGACGAAAGAGAAAAAAGGAGUUCUAAGUUGGGAUAUACACUUUUGGCUUGGAAAGGAAACAACCCAGGAUGAAUCAGGAGCUGCAGCAAUUUACACUGUUCAAUUGGACGAACAACUCGGUGGCGCUCCAGUUCAACAUCGGGAAGUCCAAGAUCACGAAUCCCAACUUUUCCUAUCUUACUUUAAAAAUGGUGUAAGGUAUUUAGCAGGUGGUGUUAAUUCUGGAUUCACACACGUCGAUCCCAAUGCAUUCGAAAAGAGAUUGUUCCAUGUCAAGGGUAAAAGGAAUAUCAAGGUCCGUCAAGUGGACGCCACAAUUGCUUCUAUGAACACCGGCGAUUGCUACAUUUUGGAUGUUGGAAGAGACGUCUACGUUUACACCGGAAAGGAUAGUAAGAGAGUUGAAAGACUUAAAGCCAUCAGUGCUGCAAACCAGAUUAGGGAUCAGGACCACUCUGGAAGAGCUAGGGUUCACAUUAUUGAUGAUGCAAGCGAUGAAGCAGAAGUACAAUCUUUCUUCGAUGCUUUGGGAGGAGGUUCAUUGUCAGAAAUACCAGACGAAUCAGCUGGAGAAUCUGAUGCCGAAUCAGACAUUGAAGAAGAACCUGCUACACUUUAUAAAGUCUCUGAUUCCAACGGACCUAUCAAGAUAACGCCUGUUGCUCAGAAACCUUUGCGACAAAACAUGUUGGAUUCGAACGAUUGCUUCAUUCUGGACACAGGAGAUGCUAACAUUUUUGUAUGGACAGGAAGGAAUUGCAAGAAAUCAGAAAGGGAUCAGGCAAUGAGCAAAGCCCAAGAAUAUUUGCGAUCUAAAGGUCGUCCUGGGUGGACACGGGUUCAACGUGUCGUUGAAGGAACCGAGCCAACAAUAUUUAGACAGUACUUUGCUACAUGGCAAGGACAUGGUGAAUUGCAUCCUCGUCUCCUUCGUUCCGUCGUGGACGAACCUGCUUCCAAAUUGGAAGAUAAAAGCGGUGGUGAAGCGCCUGGAUUUAUGCCAGACGAUGGUACCGGCGAGGUAGAGGUUCUAAGAGUUACAGAUUCUGAAGUGAGCCCAGUUCCACCAGAAUCAGAAGGAAAACUGUUUGGAGACGAUUGUUACCUUAUUAAAUAUAAAACGGUUGAAGGAUCCUGGGUGGUGUAUAUUUGGGAGGGGAAACGUUGUUCUGAUGGAGAUAAAUUUACUGCGUUCCUUAAGGCAAUUGAGUUCAGCAAGGAAAAUGGAGAAACUCUCCCAAUUGUCCGAGUUGUCCAGAACUAUGAACCGAAACAUUUAUUGCACAUAUUUAAAGGUAAACUGGUGACAUUCCUGAGUGGAAAUGCAGCUUCAUUCAAAAGUAUUACGGAUUAUGAUGGUUAUGUCGAAGGAGAAACACGCCUUUACAAAAUUCGAGGAACUAACGCCCAAAAUUCUCGUGCUAUCCAAGUUGAACCAAAAGCCUCAUCUUUGGAAUCAGAUGAUGUGUUCGUAGCAGAAAAUGACAAUACCGCUUGGAUAUGGUUUGGAAAAAAUGCCGAUGAAGCUGAAAAAGAAUUGGGGCAUGAAUUUGUGAAGAUUUUAGCUCCGGGUUGGACACCUGUGGAAGUAGAUGAAGAUGUCGAAUCAGACGAAUUUUGGGAUGCACUUGGUGGUGAAGGAGCCCACGCCGCUAGCUACGAAGAAGAUCUCAAUGUUCCCGAAGAAGCCAGAUUGUUCCACGUGCAUGUUAAAAAAGCAAGGGCUAAAAUUGAAGAGAUACAUGAUUUCACUCAGGAAGAUUUGGAUGAUGAUGAUGUCAUGAUCUUAGAAAGUCCUUCGGAAGUGUUUAUUUGGAUUGGAAACAAUUCUACUGAAGAGGAGCGAAGAGUAAUGGGCAAGAAAUUGAAGCCCCUGCAAAGACACAAUCGUCAUAAUUCUGUACUUUUCUUCAUUAAACAAGGUCACGAACCUUCCAAUUUCAUUUCGAAUUUCCCUUCGUGGGAUCCGGAAUUGUGGGAAACAUCAGCUUCCAAAUACGUGGAUGUAAAAGCCAGAAUUCAAGAACUGAAUGCAGCUAUAGUUGAUGAAGAAGAUUAAUAAUACGCUAUUUGCGCUAUAUCCCUUCAUUCGCUUUUUAAUUGUUUUUAAUCGUGAUAAUAAAAUUAAUCAACUUUUGUUAUUAAUCCAAGUUAAUAAAGGAAAUAUAUUUUCAA
Messenger RNA from Agrilus planipennis (emerald ash borer), 2715 nucleotides. RefSeq names its product gelsolin, cytoplasmic. Gene Ontology annotation, molecular function: phosphatidylinositol-4,5-bisphosphate binding; actin filament binding. The coding region runs from base 191 to 2599 and encodes 802 amino acids. The transcript has 10 exons. Lineage: Eukaryota; Metazoa; Arthropoda; Insecta; Coleoptera; Buprestidae. The record is from RefSeq and is a predicted model, not a curated record. Gene Ontology annotation, biological process: actin filament severing; actin polymerization or depolymerization; barbed-end actin filament capping. Gene Ontology annotation, cellular component: actin cytoskeleton; cytoplasm.